This is a messenger RNA of Penicillium olsonii, 858 nucleotides long. NCBI's taxonomy places the organism in Eukaryota, Fungi, Ascomycota, Eurotiomycetes, Eurotiales, Aspergillaceae. The record is from the annotation of a GenBank genome assembly.
AUGGCGGCAGAACAGAGAAAGCUCCUUGAGCAGCUCAUGGGAGCUGAUCAGCUCAUUGGAACUGGCGCACAGGGUCGCAAUUCCCAGCUGUCGAUCACAGACCCCAAAGUUUGCCGCUCCUACAUUGCGGGAACAUGCCCGCAUGAUCUGUUCACCAAUACCAAGCAAGAUCUCGGACCCUGCUCUAAGGUUCACAGCGAGGGGCUGAAGACGGAGUACGAUACUGCAAGUUCUGCGGACAAGGCGAAAUGGGGAUUCGAGUUCGAUUACAUGCGCGACAUGCAAAAGCAGAUCGAUGACUGUGACCGCCGUAUCGAUAAUGCCCAGCGCCGAUUGGAAAAGACCCCCGAUGAGAUUCGACAGACCAACGAUCUGCUAAAACAAAUCGCCGAUCUUUCAAACACGAUCAACUCCGGUCUCCUCGAGGUGUCAGUCCUAGGAGAGACAUCAGCCGUCUCGCUGGCCAUCAGUGAAAUGCACAAAGUGCGCACAGCCAAGCAUCAGAAGGAAGCCGUUGAGCGCGAUCUCAAGAAUCUGCAAGAUACUUCCGGCCCAUCAGGUCACCAGAAGCUGCAGGUCUGCGAUGUAUGCGGUGCAUACUUGUCUCGUCUGGACAACGACCGUCGACUCGCCGAUCACUUCUUCGGCAAGAUGCACAUGGGAUACUCGGACAUGCGCAAGAACUGCAAGAAGCUUGGCGCUGAGCUGAAGGGCCGCGCUCCGCCUGUGCGUCACCACGAAGAGGACGAUAACCCAUACACCUCCAAUGGUCGAGCUGGCGGUGGUCGGGGUCCUCGCUAUGGUGGUGGUGGUGGCGGCGGCGGCGGCGGAUACAGGCGCCGGGGUGGAAGAUGGUGA